Ooceraea biroi (clonal raider ant) is the source of this 1956-nucleotide messenger RNA. Its product is annotated as membralin. Lineage: Eukaryota; Metazoa; Arthropoda; Insecta; Hymenoptera; Formicidae. Gene Ontology annotation, biological process: response to endoplasmic reticulum stress; positive regulation of ERAD pathway. Gene Ontology annotation, cellular component: endoplasmic reticulum. The record is from RefSeq and is a predicted model, not a curated record.
CGCGCGUAGACGGAUCUGCGGACACGAUCUACAGCACGUCAAAACAUAUGACGAUGAAGUGACAAUUUCGCGAGUGCUGUGCUAAUCGGGCGAGCGCGCGGGUUUCUCGUGACAAUUUCAUCCGAUUGACGGGAGGUGCGACGGUGCCGUCGGGGGCGCGGCUGGAGUAUUUACUUGUCGCAAGGAUAUCAUGUUUACGUUCAUCAAUUGGAAAUGACGAGUAACUUGCACGUAAAUGUGGCGACCGUGUAAAUAAUUCUUACGCAGAUCCGUGCUGAAUUCUUAUUUUGCGGCUCAUACUUAUGUAAUAUAUAAAAAUGCCACAAGAUAGUGCUGCUCUUGCAGUACCUAAUAAUCAAAACGGUGCAGUGGGGCACAAUCUUCAUAGUCUCGCUGGUGUGAUAGGACCAGUUUUAAAUAACAAUAACAUGAAUAUAGCUAGAAAUAACAAUAAUCAAAAUCCACUGAUCAAUGUGCGGGAUAGGCUGUUUCAUGCGUUAUUUAUCAAAGUGGCACUAGCUUACGCGCGAACAUUUCCAAGGCCUGUCAGGAGAUUUAUAGAAUUUAUAGUCCUCUUAAAGGCUAUAGUGGCAUUUUUUGUAUUGGCGUAUAUUCACAUAGCAUUUUCACGAGCUCCAACCAAGUGUUUAGAACAUAUAAGAGACGAAUGGCCACGGGACGGUAUAUUAAGAGUUGAAAUUCUCAAGAACGCUGGUGAGGAUUACAGUAUAGAGAAAAGUUACGCCAAAGAAGAGAAACUCAGACAAGAAAAGGUCGACGAUUUAACUAGCGCAUUGGGAAUAUUAACCAGAGACGGGUUCAUAAAUAUCGAGCCAUCAGCUGUUGAUGACGAACGGGACACCAUGAACGCUUCUGGCGAGGAGAAUUUGACGCUGCCUGAAGAUGUGAUCGGAAGUGCUACAGUUUCUGGAGAGACGCAAAAUCCUGAUCCGAGUAUGGCGAAUACAACAACGAGCCCGUCGUUAUCGACUAAACUAUGGAACGGUUUAAAUGCACCUAAAAAAGCAUCACUCGACGGGAAGUCGUUCUUUACGAGUGCGGAGGGCAAUUCCACAGAAGUACCUGAAGCUAAUCAUUUAAACGAAGACGACAUUAUACACUUAAGAGAUCGUACACUGGAGGUCGAUAAGAUGGCUAGAGCAGAAGACGGAUAUAUCGUGGAAUAUUCUUUGGAAUACGGGUUUUUACGACUGUCACCGGCAGCCCGGCAGAGACUAAACAUUCCGGUGAAGAUUGUCACUUUGGAUCCAUUGAACGAUAAAUGUUUCGGCGACGCUUUCUCAAGGUUUAUUUUGGACGAAUUCUUGGGCUAUGACGAUCUGCUGAUGGCGAGUAUCAAGACGCUAGCGGAACACGAAGACAACAAAGGUUUUUUACGAAACGUGGUAACGGGGGAGCACUAUCGAUUCGUCAGCAUGUGGAUGGCGCGAACGUCAUACCUAGCCGCCUUUUUCGUCAUGCUUGUUUUCACGGUGUCGAUAUCGAUGCUGCUGCGCUACUCGCAUCACCAGAUCUUCGUCUUCAUUGGUGAGUAAUAAAACGUUUAUCUAAAUAUUUUAAGCUCUCGUCCAUCCAGUGAGAACAAAAUGAUGCGCCUUAGUAACAGAAAUUAAUUGAUCGACUAUGUGCAGCAAUAACAAUCAAUUAUGACAAUUGAUCGGAGCGUGUUGUUACAUUCGUUAGUACACAAAUUGAAAUCAGAGUACGAGAUAAUUUUGCGUUUGCUUGGCUAGCUACUUGGUUUUCAGUUUAUUUUAUUAAGUUUAUCGUAACUAAUCAAACAAUGUUUGCUUUUGUUAUUCAAUAUUUUACAGUUUGGAUAUUUAAGCGUUUACGAAGUUACUGUUUGUAUGGUUAUACAUAAAAUUAGUAAAAUAUGAAAUUUGUUCAUAUCUUGUUGCCAGCACUAAGAUUUCAAAAGAGAGAUAAAUUUAC